CGAGUCCGGAGCCAGGGGUUUUGCAGAGGAGGAGGCGGAGGAGGAGGGAGAGUGGCCUCUGCUGCUGCUGCUGCCGCUGGUUCUUCCCUCUUGCUCCCAGCUCCUGUUCCUUCUGCUGCUGCUGGCUGUCUGGGCCUCUCUGGCUCCUGGUUCGGCUGCAGGGGGGAGCGAGGCCUGGGCGAUGGCGGCUCCGCUGACGGACGCGGAGAAGCGGAAGCAGAUCAGCGUGCGGGGCCUGGCGGGGCUGGGGGACGUGGCCGAGCUGCGCCGCUCCUUCAACCGCCACCUCCACUUCACCCUCGUCAAGGACAGGAACGUCGCCACCCCCAGAGACUACUACUUCGCCCUCGCCCACACCGUCCGCGACCACCUGGUCGGCAGAUGGAUCCGCACCCAGCAGUACUACUACGAGAAGGACCCCAAGCGUAUUUAUUACCUGUCUCUGGAAUUCUACAUGGGCCGAACGCUUCAGAACACGAUGGUGAACCUGGGUCUGCAGAACGCCUGUGAUGAAGCCAUUUACCAGCUUGGUCUGGACUUGGAAGAACUGGAGGAAAUUGAAGAAGAUGCUGGCCUGGGCAAUGGAGGACUGGGGCGUCUGGCAGCUUGCUUCCUGGACUCUAUGGCAACACUAGGACUGGCAGCUUAUGGCUAUGGAAUCCGCUAUGAAUUUGGUAUUUUUAAUCAGAAGAUUUCCAAUGGUUGGCAGGUGGAAGAGGCUGAUGACUGGCUGCGUUAUGGCAAUCCUUGGGAAAAAGCCCGCCCAGAGUACAUGCUUCCUAUACAUUUUUAUGGCCGGGUGGAUCACACUCCAGAUGGUGCUAAAUGGGUUGAUACUCAGGUUGUCCUUGCCAUGCCUUAUGAUACCCCUGUUCCAGGAUACAAGAAUAACACAGUCAACACGAUGAGACUGUGGUCAGCCAAAGCACCCAACGAUUUCAAUCUCGAAGAAUUUAAUGUAGGUGAUUAUAUCGAGGCUGUUCUUGACCGAAACUUGGCAGAAAACAUCUCUAGGGUGCUGUAUCCAAAUGAUAAUUUCUUUGAAGGGAAAGAGCUACGUUUGAAGCAGGAGUACUUUGUGGUAGCUGCCACACUCCAGGACAUCAUACGACGGUUCAGGUCUUCAAAAUUUGGUUGUCGUGAUCCCGUCAGAACUUGCUUUGAGACUUUCCCUGAUAAGGUUGCCAUUCAGCUGAAUGACACUCAUCCAGCGCUCUCUAUUCCUGAGCUCAUGAGGAUCUUUGUUGAUGUGGAACACAUGGAAUGGGACAAGGCCUGGGAAAUCACAAAGCGGACCUGUGCAUACACCAACCACACGGUGUUGCCUGAAGCUCUGGAGCGUUGGCCUGUUUCUAUGUUUGAGAAGCUUCUGCCAAGACACUUGGAGAUCAUUUAUGCUAUCAACCAAAAACAUCUGGAUCAUGUGGCUGCCCUCUAUCCUGGAGACGUUGACCGCCUGCGACGAAUGUCUGUGAUUGAAGAAGGAGACUGCAAGAGGAUUAAUAUGGCCCAUUUGUGUGUCAUUGGCUCUCAUGCAGUCAAUGGGGUGGCCAGAAUUCACUCGGAGAUUGUGAAGAAUUCUGUAUUCAAAGACUUCUAUGAUAUAGAGCCGGAGAAGUUUCAGAACAAGACAAAUGGGAUCACUCCUCGACGAUGGCUCCUGUUGUGUAACCCAGGACUCUCUGAUGUCAUUGUGGAGAGAAUUGGGGAAGAUUUUUUGACUAAUCUGAGCCAACUAAAGAAGCUGCUGGACUUUGUUGAUGAUGAGGCCUUUAUCAGAGAUGUAGCCAAAGUUAAACAGGAGAACAAGCAGAAGUUCUCAGCCUACUUGGAGGAACAGUACAAGGUGAAGAUCAACCCUUCCUCUAUGUUUGAUGUGCAUGUCAAGAGAAUUCAUGAAUACAAAAGGCAGCUCCUGAAUUGCCUACAUAUUAUCACUCUUUACAACCGUAUCAGGAAAGAUCCCAAAAAGUCCUAUGUGCCAAGAACUGUUAUGAUUGGAGGAAAGGCUGCUCCUGGCUAUUACAUGGCAAAGAUGAUUAUCAAAUUGAUCACAUCCAUUGGAGAUGUUGUCAACAAUGACCCUUAUAUAGGAGAUAGGUUGAAAGUUAUCUUUUUGGAGAACUACAGAGUGUCCCUUGCAGAAAAAGUGAUUCCUGCUGCAGAUCUGUCGGAACAAAUCUCCACGGCUGGGACUGAGGCUUCGGGAACCGGAAACAUGAAGUUUAUGCUUAAUGGUGCCCUCACCAUUGGGACCAUGGAUGGUGCCAAUGUGGAAAUGGCUGAGGAAGCUGGAGAGAACAAUCUGUUCAUUUUUGGCAUGCAAGUGAAUGAAGUGGAAGCGAUGGAUAAGAAAGGGUACAAUGCUAAGGAAUACUAUGAUAGGAUCCCAGAGCUCAAACAAGCUAUUGAUCAAAUUAGUAGUGGCUUCUUCUCACCAGAUGAUCCAGGGCGCUUCCGAGAUGUUGUCAACAUGUUGAUGUAUCAUGACAGGUUUAAGGUGUUUGCUGAUUAUGAAGCUUAUAUCAAGAGUCAAGGUCAGGUGGACCAGCUUUAUAUGAAUUCUAGAGAGUGGACUAAAAAGGUCAUCAAGAACAUUGCAUGUUCUGGCAAGUUUUCCAGCGACAGGACAAUUACCGAGUAUGCCAGAGAGAUCUGGGGAGUGGAGCCUUCUGCUGUGAAGAUUCCUCCACCCAACAUACCCAGGGAGUGAAUCCACGUGAAGAGGUGCAUGCAAACACCCUGGUUGGUUUGCCACUAAGGCACUCCUGCUUCCCAAUGAAUUUUCCACAGAUGAAUUCAAACGUCCAUUCGUACCACCCCUUGAUUGUCUCAUAUUUCUAAAGACAUGGUGGUUAUUUGAAAUGAAGGCAACUAGUGUUCUAGAUGUACUUGGUCAAAGAAGAAAGAGUUGACCAAAACCUUGUUGGCCAUGACAAGGUUCAAGAUUUAAAGCACUGGGCUCAAGCAGGGAAAAUGAAAUAAGGCCCUUCUUUCUGUUCAAAAUCCUGUUUAACAAAUGCAUUUCAUGUGCAUGCUAUGUAUUUCAGGAAGUACUCAAGUUUCUCAACUUCUGUUCCAGCAGCAGUCCUUUCCAUUUAAUGGAUUAAUAGAUGCCUGUGCCAAGGAUUGGAUGCCAUAGAGAUUUUGAAAGGUUGGCUGGGAUCCUUCUAUGACCCACAAAUAUGUACUUUCCAAAAUAUAUUUGAAAAAUGUCGGUUCUUUCCGUCAUUCAAAACCUUACAGACCCCAAACAGUUCUCAUUAACCUGUAACAAUUUUGAAUUAUUUAUUUGCAUAAGCUGGUAAAAGAAAAAUCAGUGUACAUUUUGAAGUGUGUGAAUAUUGAAGGUUGUUGUUGUUGUCACCAUAGGACAGAAGGCCCAUUAAGCAUAGGAACUAUUAAACGAAUGAUGGGAAACACAUAACCGUCCAGUUGUUUUUGAAUUGCAGCUUCCAUUAUCCCUAGGCAGUAUAGCCAAUGGUGUGAAGGAUUAUGGAUGUUGCAGCCCAAGAACACCUGAAAGAGUUAUAUAGGACUCCAUCCCUAAGUAGGCUACCAGCCAUAAUCUCUGGCUCACUCAGUGCCUGAUUGUCCAUAGAGCAAGCAUCAAAACAAAAACAACAGUGGUGAGGUUCCUCUUGAAAUGUUACUGUGCUUGGUUUAUGAGCAACAUUUAGUUUGGAGGCGUCACACAUUGUGCAGGCUUGUUGUAGGAUAUGCCACAAGGGGGCAUUUAUGGCACUUUUGGACAGAGGAGUAUACUUGUUCCACUUCCUACCCGGUAGUGUCCAUGCAUCAUUACUGUUUCCUUAUGUCAUAUUCCUACCUUGAAGGGAAUAUCCUGAUAGCUUGAGUUCUCAUUUCAAAUAUUAGUAACCAUCUUUCUUGUGUCUGGACCAAUGCUUACAACCCAGGGUUGAUGUGCAUCUACAGGUGCUGGGGCAAUUCAGUUAGAGAAGUGUUUGAUCACAGCUGGCUUUAGAAGAGUGACUUAAUUUGCACAUUAAUACAAAAUAUCAAGCUCUGAAAUGAAUGUACAUGCCUAUAAACUUCCAGAAUCAGAGGGUUAAUUAAAAGUGCUGUUCUCCUGUCAAGGUAUGACUAGUGGAGAAAUAUAUUUAGUUAAUAUAUUAGUUUCAGGAAGUGUUGAAGCACACUCUGUGAAGUGUUCAUAGUUUUAUUUUUCUUCUGCUUCUCAAACUAAUUAUUAGGGUCACUUCACACUCCUAAGCCACAGGUGGAAAAGGUUUAAGUAGAUUGUGAAAGCUGAACAGUAAAGAAAGCUAAUAGGAAGAGAAUCAACUCAUUUGAAAUGUGGUGCUGAAAAAGGAUUCUGCAGAUAUCAGAAACUGCUAAGAAGACAACUAAACAGGUCCUAGAGCAAAUCAAGCCUAAACUCUCUCCCUAGAAGCCAAGAUGACUAAACUGAGACUGUUGUACUUUGGCCAUAUCAUCAGAAGACAUGACUCAUUAGAAAACACAAUAAU
Molecule: messenger RNA, 4490 nt
Organism: Sceloporus undulatus (fence lizard)
Lineage: Eukaryota; Metazoa; Chordata; Lepidosauria; Squamata; Phrynosomatidae
Gene: PYGB
Product: glycogen phosphorylase B
Exons: 20
Coding region: 182-2713 (843 amino acids)
Biological process (GO): glycogen catabolic process
Cellular component (GO): cytoplasm
Molecular function (GO): glycogen phosphorylase activity; pyridoxal phosphate binding
Source: RefSeq, a predicted model, not a curated record